UUUUUUUUAAUUUUUUACUUUUCCUUUUUUUUUCUUUAAUAUAAUAUUCCUUUAAUAUAGGUACUAAUAUCGCGUUAUGGAAAAAAAGAAUUCCAUGUGCAAUCGAAAAGAUAUCUAGUUUUUCUAAUUCAGGUUAUCAUGUCGACAGGAUGUUUGGUAUUGACCGGGCAGCACCAUAACAGGGUUGCUUUUACACAUUUUCUGUCAGUGCCGCCAUCUUCCAAGUGUCCCGUGAAACUUGAAUUCCUUUCAAAACACAUGGAUAACAACCCCGCGCGCACACAGUCUGUUUUGAUAAGAUAAAGGAGAGAGAGAGAGAGAGAGAGAAUUGCGAGAGUAAAAUUGUUCUUCGUUAUCUUUUGUGCCUUGUGGACACAAUUCCCAUUCCUAUUGAGAAAAAAGUAACAACAACAAAAAAAAAAAGAAAAAAAACAAUAUCAAGAAAAUGAGAGUUUACUUAUAAAUGAAAAAAGGGUGUUGUGGAAAAAAAAGAGGCGUUAAACGAUGAAGGCAAAAAAAGGGGGUGGCAAUGUGUUGUUGAGAGUGAGGAAAAGCACAAGACACGAAGGAGCUAAAGGGGAGGAAACACACAAAAGGUGGUGUGAAGAUUCUCGGGUCUUAGCGAGGGCGUCAGUCCGUAUAGUGAUCAUCGAGUUGAAUGGGUGGGCCGGGCACCGAGCAGACUAAGAAGCACGAGCUUAAUGCGUUAUUGCUGUCGCAAAAACUCGCUCAUGAAAAUCCUCCCCUGAUGAACGGGCAAUUGCAAAUUGGCACGUGUCCUCGUCCUCGUCCUCAUCCUCGUCGUCGUCGUCGUCGUUGUCUCUAUCAAAAUUACCAUCGACGCUCGCUCCUCGAUUAUCAUUUCAUUAUUAUCAGUUCAUUUAAUUGUUUACUGCACGAUGGGAUUGUGGACAAAAAUUGUAGUUAUGAAAAUAAUUGUAAAAAUUUCAACAAUGGGAAUUGUGUGAAUGUUGAGGAGGAAAAUAGUACUGGGACAAAUAGUGAUAGCGAAAAUAGUACUAGGAAAAAUAGUACUGCGAAAAAUAGUGCUAGCAGAAAUAGUACUAGGAAAAGUAGUGAUAGCAGAAAUAGUACUAGGAAUAAUAGUACGAAGCAAAAUAGUACGAACAAUAAUAGUACGAACAAAAAUAGUACUAACAAAAAUAAUACGAACAAAAAUAGUACCAACAAAAAUAGUCCGAAGAAAAAUAGUACGAACGAAAAGAGAAGAAACAAAAAUUCUACUACCGUUAAUUGUGCUAACGAAAAUAGUAAUAAUCAAAAAAGUAAUAGGAGAAGUAGUAAUAACCAAAAAAGUACAAGUAAAAAUAAUAGUAACAACAAUAGCACUGACGAUAACAGUACUAACAGAAAUAGUGAUAACCAAAAAAGUACUAUCAACGAUAGUAAUAAUAACAAAAAUAGUAACAGUGACAAAAAUAGUAAUAACAAAAAUAGUGAUAACAACAGAGAUAGUACGAACAAAAAUAGUAAUAACAAAAAUAGUGAUAACAACAGAGAUAGUACGAAGAAAAAUAGUAAUAAUAACAAAAAUACUAAUAACAAAAAUAGUAAUAGCGAAAGUAGUAGCAAUAACAAAACUAGUGACAACAACAAAGAUAUUAAUAACGAAAAUAAUAAUAAUAACAAAAAUAGUAACAACAAUAGUGACAAUAAAAAUAGUAACAUCGAAACUAGUAGUGAAAAUAGUAACAAUAAAAAUUAUAGUGACAAAAAUCAUAGGAUCAAUAAGAACAAUAAUAGAAAAAGCAAUCAGAACAGCGGAAAUAAGUUUCUCAUCAAAGAAGACAAAAGCAAAAAAUACGAAAAUUACAGCAAAAAGAAAAAUACUGGAAACGAGGAGAAUUUCGAAAAAAUUGAAUCGAUUAAAGGAGAUAAGGUCAAGAUGGCAAUGUCUUCGCCACCUAAACAUCGUCGGGGAUUUGAAAGCAACGAUCCAACUGGGAAUGAUUUUUGCCGCUAUCGCCGUUUUAAGAUGCGACAGCAAAGCUUUGCAUAUCUCACGCCGCUGAGAGAAAGAGAGAGAGAGAGAGAGAGUGGGACGCUCGGAAACAGACUUCCGCUGACUUCCUGAUGCAUCCAGCACGACAUGCUUGAUGUUUAAACAGUGGACCGCGCUUUCGAGUUGAAAUCGCAUCACCUGGUCAGCGAGACGAUCGAUGUGCCUUCUGUAUUUUGUCACCAUCGCUUCUUACCCCGCGUCCAUGUUGCCGUUGUCAAAAAUUAUUUAUUGCUUUAUUGUUUAUUAAUAUUCUUUUUCAGAGGAUUUCAGAUGAAUAUUCGUUAUUCGUUAUUUGUCUUUCUUUGUUUUUUAAUUUAUUUGUUAUUUGU
Molecule: messenger RNA, 2352 nt
Organism: Leptopilina heterotoma
Lineage: Eukaryota; Metazoa; Arthropoda; Insecta; Hymenoptera; Figitidae
Exons: 3
Coding region: 659-2095 (478 amino acids)
Source: RefSeq, a predicted model, not a curated record